GCUACCUCUGUGUGAGGGCAAAUGAGAUCGGCACUUGUAGUGAGCUUUGCUUGUGCGUGGCUGCUGCUGUUGCAGCUCGCAGGAGCUUCGCAUGUCGUCUACGACGAGUUUUUCGAGGCCGAGGCUGCGACAGCGAAGGUGCCACCGUCCAUCGUCAACCCCCAGCUGAGGACGGGGUACCACUUCCAUCCCCCCAAGAACUGGAUCAAUGAUCCCAACGCGCCCAUGUACUACAAAGGGUGGUACCAUUUCUUCUACCAGUACAAUCCUAAGGGCGCCGUGUGGAACAACAUCGUAUGGGCGCACUCGGUGUCACGAGAUCUCAUCAACUGGGUGGCACUACCGACGGCCCUCAGACCUAGCAUCCCGUCCGACAGGUACGGCUGCUGGUCGGGCUCGGCGACCGUGCUUCCCGACGGCACGCCGGUGAUCAUGUACACCGGCAUCAACCACCCCGACAUCAACUACCAGGUCCAGAACGUGGCCUACCCUCGGAACAAGUCCGAUCCACUGCUCCGCGAGUGGGUGAAGCCCUCGCACAUGAACCCCAUCAUCGUGCCGGAGCGCGACAUCAACGUGACACAGUUCCGCGACCCGACCACGGCGUGGCGCGCCGCCGCCGACGGCCAGUGGCGGCUGCUCAUCGGCAGCGCGACGGACGGCGGCUCACGCGGCGCAGCGUACGUGUACCGGAGCCGCGACUUCCGGCGGUGGACGCGAGUCCGGCGGCCGCUGCACUCGGCGCCGGCCACGGGGAUGUGGGAGUGCCCGGACUUCUACCCGGUGAGCAGCGACGACGACGGCCGCCGCCGGCGCGUCGGGCUCGAGACGUCCGUUCCGUCGGGCCCAAGGGUGAAGCACGUGCUCAAGAACAGCCUCGACCUCCGGCGGUACGACUACUACACCGUCGGCACGUACCACCGGAGAGCCGAGCGGUACGUGCCGGACGACCCCGCCGGCGACGGCGACGGCGAGCGCCGCGUGCGGUACGACUACGGCAACUUCUACGCGUCCAAGACGUUCUACGACCCGGCGAAGCGGCGGCGGAUCCUGUGGGGUUGGGCCAACGAGUCCGACACCGCCGCCGACGAUGUCGCCAAAGGGUGGGCCGGGAUUCAGGCGAUUCCGAGGACGGUGUGGCUGGACCCCAGCGGGAAGCAGCUGCUGCAGUGGCCUAUCGAGGAGGUGGAGGCGCUCAGAGGCAAGGCGGUCACUCUCGGGAAGACGAUAAUCAAGGCAGGGCACCAUGUCAAGGUGACCGGGAUACAGACGGCACAGGCUGACGUGGAGGUGAGCUUCGAGGUGUCGCCGUCGGCCCUGGCGGGAGCGGAGCGGCUGGACCCGGCGCUCGCCGACGACGCCGAGAGGCUGUGCGGCGUCAAGCGCGCCGACGUGAAGGGCGGCGUGGGUCCGUUCGGGCUGUGGGUGCUGGCCUCCGCCAACCUCAAGGAGAGGACCGCGGUGUUCUUCAGGGUGUUCAAGGCCGCCGCCGGCAGCAGCAACAAGCACGUCGUGCUCAUGUGCACCGACCCUACCAAGUCGUCUCUGAACCCAAACCUGUACCGCCCGACGUUUGCAGGUUUUGUUGACACGGACAUUUCAAAUGGGAAGAUAUCGCUGAGAACCUUGAUCGACAGGUCGGUUGUUGAGAGCUUUGGAGCUGGAGGCAAAACGUGCAUCCUCUCCAGGGUGUACCCGUCGCUUGCCAUCGGCAACAAGGCUCACCUCUACGUGUUCAACAACGGGAGGGCGGACGUCAAGGUGUCCCGUCUCAUCGCAUGGGAGAUGAAGAAGCCGGUCAUGAACGGGGCCAAGAUCUAGAUCUUAAGUAAAUAACUCAUAAAUAAUGUCACCUGAAAACUACUUUUCUAUAUUCUAAAGCGACGUGGUAGCUUGAUAGAGGAUAUCCUGUACUUUUCAUAUAUGACGAUAGUUGCUACCGGUAAAAAAAAGGUUGGAGUUACAAUUGGGUGUGACAAAAAUUUUAUUUGUCGAUGUAGGUGGAUGCAAAGCUAUAGCUUUAUCAUCAAUGCUUGCUCGCUGCCACAUCCAAAGCACAUUCUCUUUUUCUUA
Molecule: messenger RNA, 2073 nt
Organism: Sorghum bicolor (sorghum)
Lineage: Eukaryota; Viridiplantae; Streptophyta; Magnoliopsida; Poales; Poaceae
Product: beta-fructofuranosidase, insoluble isoenzyme 2
Exons: 6
Coding region: 22-1821 (599 amino acids)
Biological process (GO): carbohydrate metabolic process
Molecular function (GO): hydrolase activity, hydrolyzing O-glycosyl compounds
Source: RefSeq, a predicted model, not a curated record